UUGAUGUCAUGAUAGAUAGACAAAGAAACAGAUAAAUAGAUAGAAAUUGACAGAGAAAGAGAAAAAAAGAAAAAAAAGAAAGAGAAAAAAAUGGGAUCGAGGGAGAGAGAAAAAGAAAAGGCUGUUAGGAAAUCAAAUCUUUCGUUGUACACCUGUCCUUUGCCCAGCACCUGUGUACAAACAUGGUACACUUGUAAUAUUUCAUCCAGCAGCAAACACCUCAGUACCCCUUCAGCAGUUAGAGAGACAGGUGACAAUAAGAUCCUGCGAAGCCUCUGAAAAUGGAUUUGGUGUUGAAGUGGCUAAGAAGUCCAAGAUGUCUCGUCUUAUUUUCGUUCUUCACGUUAGCUGUAAUUGUACUGUUACAUACAAACAAAAAAAUCAUAAUAAAAAUCAAGAAUCAGUACAUAUACAAUGAUACCGAAUAUUAUAACCAGGCGGAAUAUGAAGAUGAGGAAUAUGUGGACUCUGAGGAUGCUAAUCCAGAACAGGAGAUCGCCGUGGAAUGGUGGCAAAAGGAAAUAUGCAAGCCAGAGGUUCUGAAACUCCAGCCUUCCUCGACGCACAUCAGGUUACCGAUGCUUGGCAGAGAUAUCGUUCCCAGCCAGAAUGACUACAACGUGUUCUUGGGAGAGACAGCGUGCAAUACUCGACCACUGUACAGGGCAUGGUGCUCGGUUGAAAGCUACGCGCACGAAAACCCCCUGGCAAAGGUCUGGUUCCACACAACGUCCCCGCUGAUCGACAACGGAGACGGCCUCAUCACGCACCUCGAGGAAGCAUACGAUAACUUGAAAAUUGUAAGCACUGACCUCACCAAGAUUUUCAGUGGAACUCCAUGCGAGAAAAUAUUCAUGGCAGGGAAAUGGGCGCACAAUACGCCUUGGCCCGCGAACAAUAUAUCAAACUUGUUGAGAAAUGUGGUGGUGUGGCUGUGGGGAGGCUUAAACAGCGACACCGACUGCGUCUGCGUGAGGAACCUUACCCACAUACGGAACAUGGUUUCUUAUGACGAGGACGGCAAAGUGGCCAACAACGCCAUCAUGCAUUUCGACGCAGGGCACCCGUUCGCUUACGAGCUUAUGGAAUACCUGAAGAAGAACUUUAAGUAUAUAAUUUCUCUCAACUUGGCGUUACACAUCUUAAUCUAGAGGUCCUUAUUUGUGUUAUUUUUUCCUCAAAACAUUUACCACUAACCAGCAUUUGAUAAUGAAUACAGGGAGUUAUGUAAAGUUAUGUAAUUUGCGGCAAACCAAUAUUAUUUUUGAAACAAGUUUGUAUUGUCGCAUUAUAUUGUUACUGUAUGUUAGCAAUUAGUAAAAUACCGGGUCCUGUUGUAUUUUUAGUUCAAAAAAUCACAAUUAUAUGCAUUUCUCUGACAUUCUUACGCAUAGGCCUAUCGUAUUGUAAAGAGUCAAUAAAAAAAAAAAAAAAAAUACAAGUACAAAAAUGACAUUAUGAUAGAUACACACUGUCAGUAGAAUUUAACUCAUUUCUAAUCCUUGUUUGUCUUUUAGAAUAACUGUUCAUGUUUUUCACUGCUGUUUCUGUUUCCUUUGUUACUGCACGUUCGAGAUGAAGACCACUUUUUUUUUCUUAAUAAACUUGUUUUGUUU
This is a messenger RNA of Penaeus monodon (black tiger shrimp), 1616 nucleotides long. Its product is annotated as lactosylceramide 4-alpha-galactosyltransferase-like. Gene Ontology annotation, biological process: glycosphingolipid biosynthetic process. The record is from RefSeq and is a predicted model, not a curated record. NCBI's taxonomy places the organism in Eukaryota, Metazoa, Arthropoda, Malacostraca, Decapoda, Penaeidae. Gene Ontology annotation, molecular function: hexosyltransferase activity.